UUGCGAGGGGUCAUUUUCAAAAUCAUUUGCGUAACGUAAAUAUGGCGGACGUGACGUCAUCAGCCGCCUUCAUCCGGGGACCGAGACCCUGGACCUUCCCACCUCCCAGUGCCCUUCCAUCAGUAUUUAGUGUUAUUUCCUAUAUUUUCCAGCUGUUUUCAUGCAUAGAGAAGAAUAGAAAGAGGAGGAAAGAAGGAGAAAUGAAGAAGGAGGAGGAAGAAGAGGGAAGGGAAGGAGGAAGAUGAGAAGGAAAAGAAGAAAUAUUAAGAAAAGAUUUUCACUGAAUUUCCAGCGUUUUAAAGAGGAGGAAGGGGAAGAAAGGAGGAUGAGGGUGAGGAAGACGAGGAAGAGGAAGAGGAUUAAAUUUCUUUCAUCUUUCUUAGACAGUCCUCAGGAUGUCAACAUUGUAUAAUGGUACAGUGUUGAGACAGGGACGGUCGCGUUAUAAUUCACUAAUUGAGGUUACUUUUGAUAAAUAAACAACUAGUACGGAGUCUUUUAAGUAUUUUACAUUAUCUUAUACCGGAAAAUAUUAAGGAAAAGUGGCGUAAAUAAGAAAAAAAAGGCAAAGAUUAGAGAUGUGGGAUUUUAUAACUUGUGGUAUCUUAAAAUACUAAUAUAAGAUAAACCCUAUGCAAAACGAAUAAUAUAACCUUUAUUAAUCAUCAUAACCUAGAAAACCGAUAAAUAUAUAUAUAAAAACCAGUGUAAUUAGUAAAAAACAAAAAAACUGUCCCUGGGAAGUGAGACGGCCCACAGAGUCGCGCCAAAAACGUGGAUCUACAGGCCAGGCAUCUUAUGUUUAACCAGGUGUACAAGGUGCUGGCUUUCAAGGGCUCCUCCACACCUACAGACACACGCACACACCACCAGAUACAGGAAGAAUUAAUUGAUGAGCUACAGAACUACACCAUCGUUCAGGUGGCAGCCGGAGACCAGCACUCUCUUGCUCUCACCUCCUGGGGCCUGGUCAUAAACAGUGCACACGCGGGACUGAGUCACUCGGUAAACACAGUGCAGCGGGCCGCGGGUGGCGCCAAGCAGUGCGCUCUGGUGGCCAGGGGACACACUAUGCCUUGCGCGGGAAUUUUAAUAGAUUUUAUCUACGCACGGGGUGACAGUGGGUACGGUCAGCUUGGCGUCAACUCCUGCAACAGUCACACCGCCACACGCAAGCUUGUCAAGAGUCUGGCCAGGAAGGUGACAGUGCAGCUGGCCUGUGGCGCCAACCACACCCUUGCCUUGACUGCUGAUGGUGACAAAAUACCUUCGGCCAGUUGGCACUUAGACACCGACAGGGGCCCCAGAAGGAUCCUGCCCUGGUGACCUCCUUGGCUGGCACCCUCUUAGUCCUGCUGGCCGCUGCGGGUCACCACUCUGCUGCCGUGACCCAGGCCGGCUACCUGCUGUUGUGGGGGUCAAACAAGCAGGGUCAACUGGGCUAUACUCCCAAGGGUGAUCCUCUUGUUAGAUCUUCGCUGGGGGUGACGUCAGCAUGGCCACUGUCAGCAGGGAGAGUGGGGGUGCUGAGGACUUUUGCAGCCCUCCCCUACCCCGACCAAAUGCCCUCUCUCUCACAAUUCAAGAACAUAUGAUUAAGAAACUUCUGUCAAUUGAGGAAGAAGACAUGAUUGAUGACGAUUUGUUUACGUACACAGAGACAGUGUUUGCCUCAGUGUGCGCUUGGAACAGCUCCCUCACGCUUGCUGGCUUGCACAAACACAAACACACACACGGGCUGGACUACCGUUUGGCUGAGGACUGUGUGGCUCAGAUUGGCCGGAUUGCAAGGGAGACCAUCCAGGAAGUGGCGAGUGCGUGCGUUUGUGUGCGUUUCACUGCAUUUUACUGAAGGUUUCCCAGGACAAAACAGGACAAACCGACCUGCUGGCAUUUCACACGCAGAAUCUCACAAGCGUCCACUGAUCCAUUACCGAGCUAAUCCAAACGUAUCCAAACGUCCACAGGUUCGUACUGGCAUUCAAAACGUGGCCAAGAGUCUUCCUUCGCAUCCCCCCAGCCAGGACGCCUUACGCUGUUAUGUCCUUCCCCUGUACAAGGACUUCACUGACCCUAAACAAACGGCCAAACUCCAAACGCCGUAUGCUGAGGGAGUGUUGAAGCUUGGCAAGGAGAUGGCGGAGGUGUUCAGGACUUUACAGUAAGGCUGGUUACUGUGUACACGAAUGUGGUGGUACAAAUACUGAAUUCACCUCACCAGUCUAGCUCUGAGAGACCAGCGUGCCCUUGUGUCUUCCCUGCGGCUGUUGUCCCUGGUCCACGGUCUGAACUUCCAAGCCGGCUGCCGAGUGGGGCGGUUGAACUACGACGACUUUUACAUCCCAGAAAUUGCAGAGAAAAUUGAUAUUAGGAAUGAUUACUUGAACUGGAUGAACAGCAGGCUUCACCCGAUGUCCAGGAGGGAGAGUCCAAUCCUGUUCUGUGAGUAUCCAUUCUUGUUCGACCCUCAGGCCAAGACGCUGCUGCU
This is a messenger RNA of Scylla paramamosain (green mud crab), 2488 nucleotides long. Its product is annotated as probable E3 ubiquitin-protein ligase HERC4. NCBI's taxonomy places the organism in Eukaryota, Metazoa, Arthropoda, Malacostraca, Decapoda, Portunidae. Bases 799 to 1326 code for a protein of 175 amino acids. The transcript has 11 exons. The record is from RefSeq and is a predicted model, not a curated record.